AUGAAACGAGACCCAUUUGAAGGAGCUGGCGAGCCUAUACCGAUGGAUGAACGUCAGGAAGUCGUCAAAGCCCUUCUCGACGUUAGUUAUCCCAAUCGCAGCUUGACGAUCACAGACAUCACAUCUUUCGAUUUUCUACGCGAUCUCGCUUUCGUCUUUGUCGAGAAGUACGAUGUACCAGCAGGCGUUACCGCUAUCCGCUCUUUCAUUUUCGAUACUCGUUUCUCAAUAUCCCCGAUCUUGAUAUUCGGCCUUGCCCGGUCGUUCUCUUGGAAUGAGGAAGCGGAAUUCGCUUCGACACUUACACUUGAUCUCGAUUUCCGGCUCCCCGACGUACAGAGCCAGUUGCAGUCGAUCGGUCCACAGAAUGCUCUAGACUUGAUUCAGCUACGUGCAUCCCGGCGGCGUAUUGUCCUAGAUGCGAUGCUUGUGGACGGUGACAAGCGACACUCCGAAUAUACCGACACACAGAUCGAUUGGCUUUCGAUUUGCACAGUUGACUCUGGAGACGGGACAGAGACACCCACUGGCAAUCAGUGCAACAAAUGGAGCUCGUUCGCAAAUGACCCUGUUUGGAUGGCAUUUAAAUUUCUAAUUUCCGAGGAGCUAGAGAUUCGGCCUUCGGGAAAAGGACUCAAAGAACACAGGUUUUGGUCCCGUCCCGUCGUCGAUGACGUCCGAAAGUUGGGCCAAACGUGUCCUUCGUGUCUAGGCUCGAUAUUCACUCCGGAUGCAUUGCACGAUGCAAUCAAUGAUCUCAUCGAUCGAAUCCCUAAAUCUGUGAAAUAG
Fomitiporia mediterranea MF3/22 is the source of this 789-nucleotide messenger RNA. RefSeq lists its product as uncharacterized. The record is from RefSeq and is a predicted model, not a curated record. The transcript has a single exon. Lineage: Eukaryota; Fungi; Basidiomycota; Agaricomycetes; Hymenochaetales; Hymenochaetaceae. Bases 1 to 789 code for a protein of 262 amino acids.